Molecule: messenger RNA, 2202 nt
Organism: Sebastes umbrosus (honeycomb rockfish)
Lineage: Eukaryota; Metazoa; Chordata; Actinopteri; Perciformes; Sebastidae
Product: alanine--glyoxylate aminotransferase 2, mitochondrial-like
Exons: 14
Coding region: 163-1713 (516 amino acids)
Biological process (GO): glyoxylate catabolic process
Cellular component (GO): mitochondrion
Molecular function (GO): pyridoxal phosphate binding; L-alanine:glyoxylate transaminase activity
Source: RefSeq, a predicted model, not a curated record
UCUAAGUGCAGAGAAAUCAUUGUGGUUUGGUAGGAUCUGGGUACCAUUGGCUGCUCACUAUCCACCAAUCUUUGACUUUUUAGAAAAAGGAAGGCUGAAGUGAGUGAGUGUCAGACAGUGAAGGGAGUCAGAUAGCUGUGUUGCCCUCUGCACCUGCUCAACAUGUAUAAAGUUGUUUCUUCUCUAAGUGGCCGCUGUGCCGUUUUAACAGGACAAUCCUGCUAUUCACCUGUUUCGGCCAAACUUCACCUGGGAAGUGGUGCAGUAUGUCAGAAAUCAGCCCUCAAAUUUCGUCCUGCAGAUCUCCCAGAGAUGCCCUCAUGCAAUUUCACACCAGAGGAAUACAAGGGUAUGUCCAAAGAGCGGAUGAUGGAGAUCCGCAGGCAGAACUGCAACCCCGUGACCAUGAAGAUUACCUACUAUAAGAAACCGAUGUUCAUCCACCAGGGACACAUGCAGUGGCUGUGGGAUGUGGACGGGAACAGAUAUCUGGACCUAUUUGCUGGCGUGGCGACUGUCAGUUUGGGCCACUGCCACCCGAAGGUGACAGCAGAUAUAGAGAGGCAGUUGAAGAGACUGUGGCAUACUACAAACAUCUACGUCCAUCCUACUCUCCAUGAGUAUUGUGAGAAACUAGCUUCCCACCUGCCGGAUCCUCUCAAGGUGAUAUAUCUCACCAACAGCGGCUCAGAAGCCAACGACCUGGCCAUGUUGAUGGCUCGACUUCACACUGGCAACAUUGACCUCAUCACUUUCAGAGGAUCAUACCAUGGUGGCACCCAACAGACCAUGGGUCUUACCUCCAACUCAUCAUAUAAAUACCCCAUCGCCACUAGCUUAGGCUGCACACACGUCAUGAGUCCUGAUGUGUUCAGAGGUCCGUGGGGAGGAAGCCACUGCAGGGACUCUCCUGUGCAGACCAUCAGAGACUGUAGCUGUGCCCAAGGUCACUGCAUGGCAAAUGACAAAUACAUUGGAGAUCUCAAAGAGUCAUUCGCUACUAGUGUCCCAAGUCGAAUUGCUGGUUUCUUUGCAGAGCCAAUUCAGGGAAUGGGAGGAGCCGUGCAGUACCCUAAAAACUACCUCAAGGAGGCUUACAAACUUGUGAGAGAGAGAGGAGGAAUCUGCAUUUCCGAUGAGGUCCAGACUGGAUUUGGGCGAACAGGAAACCACUUCUGGGGUUUCCAAGGUCAUGACGUCAUGCCCGAUAUGGUUACAAUGGCGAAGGGCAUUGGUAAUGGAUUCCCAAUUGGAGCUGUUGUUACAACACCAGAAAUUGCUGCAUCCUUCGGUAAGGCCUCCCACUUCAACACCUUUGGAGGAAGUCCUUUGGCUUGUGCUGUUGCUUCAUCAGUGCUGGAUACUAUCAAAGAAGACGGCACACAGCAGAACAGUCUGAAUGUGGGCACCUAUCUGAUGACAGAAUUGGCAAAACUCAGAGAAAAGUAUGAGAUUAUCGGUGAUGUCCGUGGAAAAGGCCUGCAGAUCGGUAUGGAAAUGGUCAAAGACAAGGCCAGCAGAGACCCGUUGCCUACUCAGGCAAUGAGUGAGAUCUUUGAGGACAUAAAGGACAUGGGAGUCCUGAUAGGGAAAGGAGGAGUCUACGGACAGACCUUCCGCGUCCAACCCCCCAUGUGCAUCACAAAGGAGGAUGUAGAUUUCUUCCUGGCAGUUUUUAACAAGGCCGUCCACAACUACAUGGACAGAAAAUGAACGGGUCAGAGGAGUAACUCAAUGCCAAGAACCAAACCAAACCUAUAAAACCACGAGCACUCAGCAGCCGACUGCAUUUUUGUAAAUCUUUUGAAAUAUUAAAAAUGUAAUUAUUAAUAAUUUUUUUUGUCCUGAUGUGGAAGAUUGUUUCCUUCAUAACAGGGAACUUUAACACUUAACUAUGAUCUGCAUGUUAUAACUAUGAAAGUCAGUCCUGCUUUCGAACAUGUUUUUCUUUUACUGUGAGGUCUCAUAAUUAUUCAGUACACUACGCAAACAUCACUACAUACAGUAUGUCUUUCUAACUGACUUGGAAUUCAUUUUUUGCUCUGUUAAGAUCUAAAUCAACAUUGUUAUGAUUUUUAGGGAGGAUGUAUAUCUUAAUGUAACAAGUUUGAUGUAACAAAUAUUUGUGCUUUGAAAUAUUUGCUUAAAUAUGCCAUUUUGUUUGUACUGUAUUUGUCACCAAUAAAACAGCAUAUAAAGGUA